ACGGCAUAGCAUACAUUGGAUCCACGCAAAGAAUGAGCAGCUAACCCGAAGUAGAUUGGUCUUCCAACAUAGUGGGAAUUUCUACAUUCAAACUCCAAAAUACAGUUUAAAACUGAUCUCAGAACAACGUUAUCGAAGGAACAUCAAGCGAAAGUCACGAGGUAUACUUCUAGUUCAGGUUGGACAGAGACGCGCUGGCCUGUUAGCUAGCUACCGUUAGCUUUUCUACUGUAACUGGUCAUCUAACUGAACUAUAUCAGUCUUGACAUUGACUUCAUUGCUGUUGUUGCCACGUGAGCAGGACAAUAUGAGUGGAGAGAGGGAAACGUUGAUGGAUGAAAUGGAACAGAGUUUAUACACUUUAACCAACGACAAUUUACGCUGCCUGUGUGAACGCAGUGGAAUAGGUGGCAAGGAUGGCUCUGAUGUUCAAGGAAAGAAUCACCAUCACUCAUUGUGCCGUAAAAUCCUGGAGGAACUUUGGGAAAAUGCAGAUUCAAUGGAAUCGGAGGAGCAGGGAAUGUCUUGGUUACUCCAACUGAAAGAGGACAUCAGGAAGAUACAGGAGGAGGGUAUCGGUGCACCUUUGAGUCCCAGCCAAUCCAUUGAUGAUGACGCUGUAGACUGUGAUGAAGACGAGAACCAGAAGGACAGGGAUUUGUUACCUAGCAAAAGGCUGGAGGGGGAACCCAUGAGUCCCAGCCAAUCCUUUGAUGACGAGGAUGCUGUAGACUGCGACGAAGAAUGUGUGGAAGACAGGGAUUUGUUGCCUAGCAAAAGGCUGGAGGGGGAAUCCAUAAGUCCCAGCCAAUCCUUUGAUGACGAGGAUGCUGUAGACUGCGACGAAGAAUGUGUGGAAGACAGGGAUUUGUUGCCUAGCAAAAGGCUGGAGGGGGAAUCCAUAAGUCCCAGCCAAUCCUUUGAUGACGAGGAUGCUGUAGACUGUGACGAAGAAUGUGUGGAAGACAGGGAUUUGUUGCCUAGCAAAGGGAUGGAGGCAGAACCAGCACCAGAGAGACACACACCAGAGCAGAGGGAGAAGAGAUUGAGUGGGGCCCCCUCUCUGUCCUCUCCUGAUAAUGCCUUACUGCUGGGUCUGAAGAGAGUGUCUGUGCGGCUGGUCGACUGCAGGAAAACACCAGGGUUGAGUGGAACUGCUGGAGGAGGAGACGAGGAGGAGGAAGGAGACGAGGAGGAGGAAGGAGACGAGGAGGAGGAAGGAGACGAGGAGGAGGAAGGAGACUUGAUUCAUCAAAGAGAGAGACGUGGCAACCAUGGAUCUUCUGGGGAGCCUCAACAACAACCUCAUGCUGACAACACAGACUGGAGUCUCCUCACAUCAAAACACCUCAAUAAACAACCGCAGAGACAUACAGGGAAGAAACCACACCACUGCUGUUCUGAGUGUGGGAAGACUUUCGGCUGUCCAGCGACACUCAAAAUGCACAGAAGAAUCCAUAGGAGAGAGAAACCUUACCGCUGCUCACAGUGUGGGGAUACUUUCAGUCAAGAAAUGACUCUUAAGAUUCACCAGCAGAUGCACACUGGGAAGAAACCUCACCACUGCUCUGACUGCGGAAAGAGUUUCAGUGUUUUAUCAAGCUUGAAAAUCCAUCAAAGCACCCACACCGAAAAUAAACUAUUCCAAUGCUCCAAGUGUGGGAAAGGUUUUGCAAACAACCACUAUCGAAAAAUACAUGAGAAAACGGUACAUGAGCCUCCCGCAGAAAGGUCUUACCACUGCUCUGACUGCGGGAAGAGCUACAGUUUUUUAUCAACCUUCAAAAACCAUCAAAGAAAACACACAGGAGAGAAACCAUUCCAAUGCUCCAAGUGCAAGAAAAGUUUUGCUCAGAAGUCCACUCUGAAAGCCCACGAGCAAACACACAUGCCUGCUGCAGAAAGGCCUUACCAAUGCUCCUACUGCGAGAAGAAGUUUUGUAUUUCGGCAUCCUUUAAUUUCCAUAUGAGAAUGCAUACUGAAGAAAAACCAUUCCAAUGUUCCGUCUGCGGAAUGCGGUUCAUUCACGCCAGUUUACUGAAAGCUCACAAACACAAACACAAGCCCUCUGACGAAAGGCCCUUCCACUGCUCUAAAUGUGGAGCGUGUUUUACUACAAAAGGUAAUCUUAAAUUUCACCAGCUGACCCAUGACCGGGGAGAGAGAACUUAUCGCUGCUCUGAGUGUGGGCAUUGUUUCUCUCAUCCGAUUUAUCUGAAGAAACACCAGAAAAGGCACAGUAAAGAGAUGUCCAUUGUCUGUGACCUGUGCGGGAAGACCUUCAACCAUCCAAGCAACUUUAAAACGCACAUGAAGAUACACCAAGGAGUGAAACCGUACCACUGCUCCGACUGUGGCAGGAGCUUCAUAUUCCGCCAAGGUUUAACAACACACCAGCGUGUUCACACCGGCGAGCUGCCUUACGUCUGUGAUCAAUGUGGAAAGAGAUUUUCUCAGUACAAUUCUUUGGUGAUUCACCAGCGAACCCACACCGGAGUGAAACCUUACCCAUGCUUGGUCUGUGGGAAGAGCUUCAGUCGGUCACAAAACCUUGCUGCACACAAGAGAACUCAUACUGGAGAGAAGCCUCACGCCUGUGAUCAGUGCGGGAAGAGGUUUUCCCGAACCGACGCACUGGCUGUACACAAGCGCACUCACACUGGAGAGAAGCCUUACAGCUGUGAUAUAUGCAGGGAGACAUUCACCUAUUUAGUAGCCAUGUUGAAACAUAAGAAAAGACAUUGACAUCCUGCAGGUGAUGUACUCUGUGCUGAAUGUCCUCAGGACGAUUCCAGCUCUGUCUAUGAAUAGAGAACUUUGUUUAACUUUCAGAAGACAUCAAUUUGUUGUUUUGCUUGCAAUCUAACCCCCAGAGAGAGAGACACACACACACUCACACACGCAGACAAACCCAGAGGGCGGCAGGUAGCCUAGCGGUUAAGUGCGUUUGACCGGUAACAGAAAGUUCGCUGGUUUGAAUCCCUGAGUCGGCAAAGGUUAGGAA
This is a messenger RNA of Oncorhynchus keta (chum salmon), 3005 nucleotides long. RefSeq names its product zinc finger protein 239-like. Gene Ontology annotation, biological process: regulation of transcription by RNA polymerase II. The transcript is spliced from 3 exons. NCBI's taxonomy places the organism in Eukaryota, Metazoa, Chordata, Actinopteri, Salmoniformes, Salmonidae. Bases 308 to 2746 code for a protein of 812 amino acids. The record is from RefSeq and is a predicted model, not a curated record. Gene Ontology annotation, molecular function: DNA-binding transcription factor activity; RNA polymerase II cis-regulatory region sequence-specific DNA binding.